AUGGCAGGCUGGCCACACGAAUCGUCGUUGAAUAACGGUGAGACCUCCGGCGAACACGCCAGCAAACAACGGCAGAACGAGCUCAAAAAGUCGCCAAACAUCCCGAACGGCCUUGAUGAAGGCAUACCAGCUAUACUCGGCACAAAGGAAGACGUCCCCGUUACAGGCGCGGGAGAGAUAUACCUAAAGUCCAGCUUCUUGUCCGCGGCCGGGUCCCAGGGGUCCCAAGAGAUUCAUCUCCAAGAACCGUCACUCACAUACGCCCGAUCUCCCUUCUCCUCACUUGACCGGUCCCAGACAGCAGCCAUGGCUGUAACAGAAGUCAUUGUUCUAUCGCCACGGUCAACGACGAAAAACACGCCCUAUGUACGUUGGAUGCAUCGCAUCGCAAGGCGGUGGCGGGUUUCCACGACGCUUGCAGCGACCUUCCAAGGCAGGCAACAUUUCCGGAAGAUCCCAGGAGGGGAGCAGUACGGGUUGCAAUCCCCACCGCGUACAUCAUCGGAUGGAUCAUCGGAUCCCGCUCCCAAGUCCUCGGCCCGCUGA
Paraphaeosphaeria sporulosa is the source of this 546-nucleotide messenger RNA. RefSeq lists its product as uncharacterized. The transcript has a single exon. The coding region runs from base 1 to 546 and encodes 181 amino acids. The record is from RefSeq and is a predicted model, not a curated record. NCBI's taxonomy places the organism in Eukaryota, Fungi, Ascomycota, Dothideomycetes, Pleosporales, Didymosphaeriaceae.